AAGUCAGAUCGGUGUUCUCACUUCUCCUACACGUUCUUCAAAUCUUGUCAUUGUUUUCUUUUCUUUUUUUUUUCAAUUCUUUCGAGACUACACUUCUUCCAGGAACGUUGGAGCUCUAAAGGCUUCGACUUUUCUUGAUUUGAUCGUUAAUGGAGACCGGAAAACCCAACAAAACUCCGGCUAAGAAGGUCGGAGCCACCACCACGACGAUGGAAGACGUGUUGGCGGCAUUACACGAGACCAAGGAAGAGAGAGACCUCAGGAUUCGCACUCUGUUCGAAUUCUUCGACAGUUCCAAGUUAGGUUUCUUAGACGACGCCCACAUCGAGAAAGGUCUGACUUCGCUACGUAUCCCUCCAAAGUACAAGUACGCUAGAGAUUUGCUUAGAGUCUGCGACGCGAAUCGAGAUGGGCGCGUUGAUUACGAGGAGUUUCGUCGCUACAUGGACGCUAAGGAGCUCGAGCUCUACAUUAUCUUCCGAGCCAUUGAUGUCGAACGCAACGACGACAUUUGUCCCGAGGAGCUCUCCCUGGCUCUCCUUAAGGCUGGAAUUGAAAUAGAAGAUAAGGAACUGGCUUCUUUAAUGGAGCAUGUUGAUAAGGACAAGAACGGAACUAUAACUUUCCAAGAGUGGAGGGACUUUCUUCUCCUACACCCACAUGAAGCCACUGUUGAGAACAUUUACCAUCACUGGGAAAGAGUUUGCUUAAUUGACAUCGGGGAGCAGCCUGUCAUACCUGACGGUAUAAGCAAACACGCUCAAAGAAGCAAACUACUCCUCGCCGGAGGACUCGCCGGAGCUGUUUCCAGAACCGCAACCGCGCCUCUAGACCGUCUUAAAGUUGCUUUGCAAGUCCAGAGAACAAAUUCAGGAGUUGUCCCGACCGUUAAGAAAAUAUGGAGGGAAGACAAGCUGAAGGGUUUCUUCAGAGGUAACGGUCUGAACGUGACGAAAGUGGCUCCUGAAAGCGCCAUCAAGUUUGCUGCUUACGAGAUGCUGAAGCCCAUAAUCGGUGGAGGGGAUGGUGAGAUUGGCACAAAGGGGAGGCUAUUGGCUGGUGGGUUGGCUGGUGCAGUGGCUCAGACCGCUAUCUACCCUAUGGAUCUUGUGAAGACUAGGUUACAGACUUGUGUGAGUGAGCUUGGGAAGACGCCGAAUCUGUUGAAACUCACCAAGGAGAUUUGGGUUCAAGAAGGACCCCGAGCGUUUUACAAGGGUCUUUAUCCUUCUCUUCUUGGGAUUAUACCUUACGCUGGGAUCGACCUUGCUGCUUACGAAACUCUCAAAGACUUAUCAAGGACAUACGUUCAUAUAGACGAGCCGGGUCCUCUCGUGCAACUCGGAUGUGGGAUGACCUCAGGAGCUCUUGGAGCAUCGUGUGUUUACCCGUUGCAAGUCGUACGAACAAGAAUGCAAGCGGAUAGCUUAAAGACUAGCAUGAGCCAAGAGUUUAUGAAGACGCUAAAAGGCGAAGGUGUAAGAGGCUUUUACAGAGGAAUCUUCCCCAAUCUUUUCAAAGUCAUCCCUUCCGCUAGAAUCUCCUACCUUGUUUACGAAGCUAUGAAGAAAAAUCUAGCCCUUGAUUAAAAGAAGCUUCUUUUUUUUUGGGUAAUAAUAGUGUUAAGCUCAUUUGAUGAUGGCGAAAGAAAAAAAACUUUUAGCUUUCGGUUGUAGAAAAUGUAAACAAGAGAUCUGAUUGAUUCCUUCUCCUUUUUUAAAAAGAGAGAGCUUUUUUUUUUA
This is a messenger RNA of Raphanus sativus (radish), 1742 nucleotides long. Its product is annotated as calcium-dependent mitochondrial ATP-magnesium/phosphate carrier protein 1. Gene Ontology annotation, molecular function: ATP transmembrane transporter activity; calcium ion binding. The transcript is spliced from 4 exons. Gene Ontology annotation, biological process: transmembrane transport. The coding region runs from base 150 to 1589 and encodes 479 amino acids. The record is from RefSeq and is a predicted model, not a curated record. NCBI's taxonomy places the organism in Eukaryota, Viridiplantae, Streptophyta, Magnoliopsida, Brassicales, Brassicaceae.